Molecule: messenger RNA, 3958 nt
Organism: Dipodomys spectabilis (banner-tailed kangaroo rat)
Lineage: Eukaryota; Metazoa; Chordata; Mammalia; Rodentia; Heteromyidae
Gene: Fyrd1
Product: transforming growth factor beta regulator 1
Exons: 9
Coding region: 207-1364 (385 amino acids)
Biological process (GO): regulation of cell cycle
Cellular component (GO): nucleus
Source: RefSeq, a predicted model, not a curated record
GGGACUACAGGGGGAGCUGGUUUCCUAGAGCCGCGACUCUGCCAGCCCAGAGCAGACUCCACGCCGGCGCCCCGACCCGCGCUUCGCCCCUGGGGCCGAUGCCGGCGGCGUCCUAAGGCCCCCCCCCCGAGUGGGGCGGGAACGUGAGGCUGCGGGGCGGCCUCGCCUGCUGGCCUCGGGCUCCCUGGUUGUCCUGCAAGGCCAGGAUGAAAAAGUUUCCGAAGAAGAGCCAGAACGAGAAGUACCGGCUGAAGUACUUGCGGCUGCGCAAAGCGGCCAAGGCCACGGUGUUUGAAAAUGCUGCUAUUUGUGAUGAAAUUGCUCGUCUUGAGGAAAAAUUUCUUAAAGCAAAAGAAGAAAGAAGGUACUUGCUAAAGAAGCUCCUCCAACUUCAGGCAUUAACAGAAGGGGAAGUACAGGCUGCACCUCCUUCCCACAGCUCCAGUUUGCCCCUGACUUAUGGUGUGGCCGGUUCUGUGGGUGCUAUACAGGGAACUGGGCCCAUUUCUGGGCCCAGCACAGGGGCUGAGGAACCAUUUGGGAAGAAAUCCAAGAAGGAGAAAAGAGAAAAAGGCAAAGAGAACAACAAAUUGGAAGUUCUGAAGAAAACAUCCAAGAAAAAGAAAAUGGAGGGAGGUGCUCGCAAGCUGGUUCAGCCCAUUGCCCUGGAUCCCUCAGGACGGCCUGUGUUCCCCAUCGGACUAGGGGGUCUAACAGUAUAUAGCCUGGGGGAGAUCAUCACCGACCGACCUGGCUUCCAUGAUGAGUGCACCAUCUACCCCGUGGGCUACUAUAGUACACGAUUGUAUACCAGCAUGAAGUGCCCAGACCAAGAGUGUCUAUAUACCUGUCAGAUCAAGGAUGGUGGUGUGCAGCCUCAGUUUGAAAUUGUUCCCGAAGAUGAUCCCCAGAAUGUCAUUGUUGGCUCUUCUGCAGAUGCUUGUCAUGAAGAACUGCUUAGAAUCAUCAAUGCUAGAGUGGGAAAGAUAAUGCCUAACCUGCUUCCAUCUGGAGCUGACUUUUUUGGGUUUUCUCAUCCAGUCAUUCACAACCUCAUCCAAAGUUGUCCAGAAGCUCAAAAAUGUGUCAAUUACCAGUUGGUAAAAUUUGAUGCAUGCAAACCUGAAGAAGGACUACCAGAGAAUGAGAUAGCUAUGAGCUUUGAAGUCUUCCAGAAACAGACUUUUGGUGAAGAUCAUGAUGAUCCCAUUCUGCCAGGAUCUUUGGACCUGCCUGAGCUACAGCCUGCAGCCUUUGUGACUUCUUACCCACCUGAGUUCCUGACACGUGAACCCUUGGUAGGCACUCACCUGCAGCACCUGGAGUGUCCAUCACAGUGCAGCCCAGUUCUGUCUUCAGACUGAAGAAAGGAUCAGAUCUCACUUUAUUUUCAUCACAAUGACUUUUUUAACCAAAACUUAGAAUAUAUGGGAUAAAGGCAGCCAUUCAUGACUGAAGAAGAUUUUUAUCACAUUUCAUCAUGGGAGUUCCCAUGGUGAUAAUUUACCCUAGAAGCAACUUCACUUUAUUUUUAGUAAAAAAAAAAAAAAAAAAUUCUCUUAAACAUUUGGUUUUCAUCUUCUUGUAAUCAGAGUAUAAUCUUGUUUGGCUCUGCCUAAAGUAGACUUCAGUAUUAAUCUGCUUUGUCUGUUUGGGUUGAGAUAGCGAAGUACCAUAGACUGAGUGGCUUAGUGACAGCAAUUUUAUUUCCCAUGGUUCUAGAGACUGGAAGUCCUAAGUUCAAGGUGCUGACAGUGCCUACUGAGGACCUGCUUCUGGUUCAUAGAGAGCCAUCUAGCUGGAACCUCCAUAAAAGGGGCAGAGGAACUCCUGUGGUCCCUUUUAUAAAGGCACUAAUCCCAUGCAGAACCCUAUGACCUACUUCCCUCCCUGAGGCUUCAACUCCCCACAUCAUCACAGUAAGGAUUAGGAUUUAAUUUAUGACUUGACCUAGUGAGUAUGUAAUAGCUUUCAAUUUUUGAGUAAGGUUCAAAAUCCUCUUUAACCCAUUUCAUAUGCUUUCUAUUCCUCAUUGGAGAUUGUACUUUUAGUUCUGUGUGCUGAAACCAAAUAACAGAUUCACAUGGGACAUAGUUGGGAGUUGUUCCCAUCUCCCUAACGCAGUAGAGUGACAUCAUUCCAUUUUAACCUUGUAGAGCAUAACUGCAUGCUAUACAACUGAAUUCUUUGGUCCCUGUACAUAGCAUUAAUGUGGAGCUUAGUGUAUCACCUAAUCCCAUCAGUGCAGGUUCAUCCUACCUUGUGCAUUGCCUUAAUUCCCUACCUUCCAGGUGCCCAAGGCUGGCUUGAGUAGUUAGGGAAGGGACAAAAAAAAAGCAGAAGCAAAAUGGGGAAAACAGUGGUGAGAAUGAAUUGUUUGUGUGCUGUAUAAUUCAUGACUGCCAACCGAAGACAAUAUAAAUAAGAUGAUUAGGAUAUUACAGAAAUGUGACCAGCAGAGAAAGGAAUCAGAAAGAGCAGUAUUUGGAGCAUAGCACCCUGGCAACUGUCAGCAUCUACAUAACUGGUAUAAUGUUUUUUGUUUUAUGUUUGGCUUUUUUGUUUGUUUUAGCAGUACUGGGGUUUGAAUUCAGGGUUACCUGCCUACUAAGCAGGUGCUCUACCACUUGAGAUACUCUGCUAGCCCUUUUUGUAUUAUUUUUGAAGUAAGAUCUAGCUUUAUGCCCAUGUCAACCUAGACUGGGUUCCUGUUUGUACUUGUUCAUAUAGUUGGGAUGACAGACAUGCAUUACUAUGCCCAGUUAUUGUGUUGACAUGGAAUCUUACUGAGCUUUUUGUACAUGCAGUUCUCAAACAAUGAUCCUCCAUCCUCCAAACCUCCACCUCCCAAAUAGCUAGGAUUAUAGGCUUGAAUCAUGUCACCUAGCCUUAACUAUGAUUAUUAGUCUUUUUGUAAGCUGUCUUUUAUAAUGCCAAAAAGAUAUAAAAUUUGGGUAAUAGCCAAGUCAGCAAAAGAUUACUCAAACACUGUUAAUAUUUUUUAUCUGUUUCCUGCAUAAGUUGAUGGAGCAUGCUGCUUUUAUCAUUUAAGAAAUGUUAUUACAGCCUGAGUAUAAAUAUAUUAAAAAAAACUCAUUUUAGGAUGAAUCUUUAAAAAAUUUAAUGAAUUGGUCCAAGUUUACUAGAACAGUUUUUCAAACUAUGAACUCAACCUAAUAACUUAAACAUAAACUUAAGGAGUCUAGUAUACAAGCAUCUAUCAUGGGAAAAGAUUGAAACUGGUUUCAGUUAAUGGGUAUGUUUGAAUGUGCAUAAUGUACAUGCAUUUGUAUGUAUGGAGAUAGGUGAAAUAGUAUCAAAUGCUUUUGAUUAUAUUUUUAAAAACUUAAAAAUAUUUCACAUACAUUUAAUAUAUCGUACCUGUUAUAUUGCUAAAGAUAUUUGUGUCUUGAUAACAUUUUGUGCCCUGAGGAUGAGAGGAAAGGAGUAUCUUGAAGGAAAUAAAAAUUGUUUGGGAGGGUUAAGCUGUAGAUAAACAUUUUAAAUAUAUAUUUAUCUUUUAAUCUUUUAUUCCAUGUUAAAGACCCUAAGAAAUAACUGGACAAGUAUGAUAGGUUUAUAUGUCACAGUGUUUGCUUAAUAAUGGAAAUCUGUUAAAAAGCCAAUAUAAUAUGUCUAUCAGUAGAGAACUGGCUAAGUAAAGAAUGAAUUUCUACAAACUGAAACACUGGCUAUCUUCCUCUUACAUAAGAAAAUUAGUAGACUAGUCAAAAACACAAUGCUGGGAUUUCUUGAGGAGUGUUGUCAUUGAAAAGCUGUAGAAUAAUGGAAAGUAGGCAGACCACAUAUAGGUGAGUUUAGUUGUCUGUCCUUUCUGAAGUUGCAUCUCUGAUUGUCAAGGCACUGUUUUCUGUACAGUGUUUUGACUUUGACCUGCAUAGCUACCCUGGAGCCAGACUGACCUAUGGACAUACGAAUAAAAUCUGGAUAAAAGGUU